AUGCUUUCUUCACCACAAAAGUUUGCAGCAAAUGUUCUCCUCUUCAAUGCCAGUGCUAGAAAUAGCGGCAACACCGUUACUAUCCUCAAAGCUAUUAAGGAAGGUAUUGAAUCAGUCGGAAAAACUGCGGAAAUUGUUCAUUUAGACAAAUUAAAGUUCAGUGGUUGCCAAGGAUGCCUUCAAUGCAAGAGACCAAAUGCUCCUGCUUCUUGUAUCAUUAGAGAUGAUGCCACAAAAUACAUUGAUCAACUUAAGAAUGUCGAUGCUUUUGUUAUUGGAUCACCAGUUUACUUUGGAAACCUUACUGGACCAUUUUAUAGUUUCUAUCAGCGUGCUUUAUAUUGCCAUUUCAAUUAUUGUGCUGAAAAACGUUCAAAACUUACACGCCCAGUUAAGACUGGACUUGUAUAUACAUGCGGUGCCCCACAAAAUGCGUUUGAAAACAUGUAUGCUCCACAAUUCCAACAUAAUAAAGAUUAUCAUGAAAUGGUAUUCAAAGGUAAGUGCCAAGUCCUUGUAAAUCCAUUCCAACUUCUCGCCAAAGAUGUUUCAAAGUUAUGGAUUCCAAGUGACCCAACUGAGCUUAAGAAGAAAUGGUUUGCUGAACAUCAGGAAGGUGUCUUAAAGCAAGCAUUCGAUAUGGGUGUUAGUCUUGCUUCUGAAUAA
Messenger RNA from Trichomonas vaginalis G3, 666 nucleotides. RefSeq names its product NAD(P)H-dependent FMN-containing OXIDOreductase YWQN-related family. The record is from RefSeq and is a predicted model, not a curated record. Gene Ontology annotation, molecular function: oxidoreductase activity. The transcript has a single exon. Bases 1 to 666 code for a protein of 221 amino acids. Lineage: Eukaryota; Parabasalia; Trichomonadida; Trichomonadidae.